Molecule: messenger RNA, 4408 nt
Organism: Anolis carolinensis (green anole)
Lineage: Eukaryota; Metazoa; Chordata; Lepidosauria; Squamata; Anolidae
Gene: xpo6
Product: exportin 6
Exons: 24
Coding region: 458-3835 (1125 amino acids)
Biological process (GO): protein export from nucleus
Molecular function (GO): nuclear export signal receptor activity; small GTPase binding
Source: RefSeq, a predicted model, not a curated record
CAGAGCGAGAAGUGGGCGGGGCGGGAGGCGGAGAGGAAGCGGAAGGAAGCGCGCCUGCUCUGAGGGGAAAUAUUUCUGAGGGGAAAUAAGGCCUCGAAGGCCUCACAAACGAGCCUCUUCCACUCAGGCUUCCUUCCCGGCCAAGAAAAAGGAGAUUUUCCUCAGAAGCUUCUCUCAGGAAGCCUUCCUUCCACAGAGACAUCAUUCUAGGCCUCUCCUUCCAUUGAGGCUGCUCAGGCCUUCCUUUCUGGCUCCUUCACCCCCUUCAUGUAUUUCUGAAGCCUUUAGGGAGGGAGCCUUGCAGUCGAAGGUAGCCUUUGGUCAAAAAGUUCUCCCUUUUGGAGCCACCAUGGAGGAAGAAGGCCCUCCGAAGAACCAGCAGCAGCUCCCGUCUCUCCUCAGCCGUGACAUGAGCUAAAAGGAAGGGAAGACCCAGAAGCCAACACGGAAAGCCAACAUGGCUUCUGAAGAGGCUUCGUUGCGAGCUUUGGAGAGUCUAAUGACAGAGUUUUUCCACAAUUGCACUACCAACGAAAGGAAGCGUGAGAUCGAGGAACUUCUAAAUAACUUUGCCCAACAGAUCGGCGCCUGGAGAUUCUGUCUCUAUUUUAUUUCAAGCACAAGAAAUGACUAUGUGAUGAUGUAUAGUUUGACAGUGUUUGAGAACCUGGUUAACAAGAUGUGGCUUGGGGUGCCAUCUCAAGAUAAAAUGGAGAUUCGCAGCUGUCUGCCCAAGAUUCUUUUGACUCACCACAAAACGCUGCCUUACUUCAUCAGGAACAAGCUUUGCAAAGUCAUUGUGGAUAUUGGCCGGCAAGACUGGCCAAUGUUCUACCAUGACUUCUUCACAAAUAUUUUACAGUUGAUCCAGUCCCCUGUGACAACUCCGCUUGGGCUGAUCAUGCUGAAGACAACAUCGGAAGAGUUGGCAUGUCCACGGGAGGACCUCAGCAUCGCACGGAAGGAGGAGCUGCGCAAAUUGCUCCUGGAUCAGGUCCAGACUGUCCUUGGGCUUCUCACAGGUAUUUUGGAAAGCAUCUGGGAUAAAUACAGUGUUACUGCUGCCACUCCACCCCCCUCUCCAACAUCAGGAGAAAGCGGUGACCUUUUAAGUAGCCUGUUACAAAGUCCUAGCACAGCCAAAUUAUUGAACCAGCCAAUCCCUGUCCUGGAUGCAGAGAGCGAGUACGUCUGUUCCUUGGCCUUGGAGUGCCUGGCUCACCUCUUCAGCUGGAUCCCUUUGUCUACGAGCAUCACCCCUUCCCUCCUUACCACCAUCUUUCACUUUGCCCGCUUUGGCUGCGAUGCCCGGGCCAGGAAGAUGUCCUCCAUCAAUGGCAGCAGCCAGAACUCUGUCUUGGGCCAGGAACGUGGCCGGCUUGGGGUGCUUGCCAUGUCUUGCAUCAAUGAACUGAUGUCAAAGAACUGUGUGCCGGUGGAGUUUGAGGAAUACUUACUGCGGAUGUUCCAGCAGACCUUUUACCUCCUGCAGAAGAUCACCAAGGAGAAUAAUGCCCAUUCAGUGAAGAGUCGGCUAGAUGAACUGGACGAGAGUUACAUAGAGAAGUUUACUGAUUUUCUGCGCUUAUUUGUGAGCGUCCACUUGAGGAGGAUUGAAUCCUAUUCCGAGUUCCCCGUGGUUGAAUUCCUUGCACUGUUGUUCAAGUACACAUUUCAUCAGCCUAGCCAUGAAGGUUACUUUUCCUGCUUAGACAUCUGGACUCUCUUCUUGGACUACUUGACCAGUAAAAUAAAGAGUCGCCUAGCAGAUAAAGAAGCCGUACUAAAUAGGUACGAAGAUGCCCUGGUUCUCCUGUUGACAGAGGUAUUGAAUCGAAUACAGUUCAGGUACAACCAAGCCCAGUUGGAGGAACUGGAUGACGAGGCGCUGGAUGAUGAUCAGCAGACAGAAUGGCAACGGUACUUACGCCAGAGUUUGGAAGUCAUCGCCAAAGUUAUGGAGCUCUUGCCAACACAUGCCUUCUCUACCCUGUUUCCAGUUCUCCAGGAAAAUUUGGAUGUGUAUCUUGGACUGCAGCAGUUCAUCGUCUCUUCAGGUUCAGGUCACAGGCUGAACAUCACGGCAGAGAAUGACUGCCGGCGCUUGCACUGCUCCCUGCGAGACCUCAGCUCUUUGCUCCAAGCGGUUGGCCGAUUAGCCGAGUAUUUCACUGGCGAUAUGUUUGCUGCCCGGUUCAGCGAUGCCCUUACCGUAGUGGAGAGAUUGGUCAAGGUGACACUGUAUGGAUCCCAAGUCAAACUCUACAAUAUCGAAACUGCUGUGCCAUCUGUUUUGAAACCGGAUCUCAUUGAUGUGCAUGCGCAAUCCCUGGCAGCUCUACAAGCCUACUGUCACUGGCUAGCGCAGUUCUAUGGCGAAGUUCAUCGACAAAAUCCCGCACAGUUCAUCUCACUGGUCUCUACCGCUUUGGAAGCCAUCACUCCACUUAUCAAUUCAAAAGUACAGGAGAAGUUACUGUUGUCGGCCUGCCACCUCCUUGUUUCCUUAGCCACAACAGUACGGCCGGUCUUUCUGAUAAGCAUUCCAGCUGUGCAGAAGAUGUUCAACAAGAUCACCGAUACCUCUGCUCAACGUCUCCCUGACAAGGCUCAGAUACUCGUGUGCAGAGCCCUCUCAAACGUUCUGCUGCUUCCGGGGCCAAACCUCCCCGAGGGUGAACAGCAGUGGGCCAUUCGCUCCACUAACCAUGCCAGCCUAAUAACCGCUCUCACCCGGGAUUACCGCAGCUUGAAAUCCAGUGCCAUCAUGCCCCAGAGGAAAAUACAGCAGAACGAUACUAAGGUGGUUAUCCAUCAGACGCUCAGUGUCUUGGAAGAUAUUGUGGAGAGCAUCUCUGGGGAAGCCACCAAGUCGCGCCAGAUCUGUUACCAGUCUCUGCAAGAAUCUGUCCAAGUCUCCCUCGCGCUUUUCCCUGCCUUCAUUCAUCAGUCAGACGUGACCGAUGAAAUGCUGAGUUUUUUCCUCACCCUGUUUCAAGGGCUGAGGGUACAGAUGGGUGUCCCUUUCACGGAGCAGGUCAUACAGACAUUCCUCAACAUGUUCACCAGAGAACAACUGGCAGAAAGCAUCCUCCAUGACGGCAGUACCGGCUGUCGCGUGGUGGAGAAAUUCCUGAAGAUCCUUCAAGUGGUGGUGCAAGAGCCUGGCCAAGUGUUCAAGCCUUUCCUACCCAACAUCAUCUCACUCUGCAUGGAGCAAGUCUACCCAAUUGUCGCCGAGCGCCCGUCUCCUGAUGUGAAGGCAGAGCUCUUUGAGUUGCUUUUCCGGGUCCUUCACCACAACUGGCGCUACUUCUUCAAGUCCAGCAUCUUGGCCAGUGUCCAGAGAGGAGCAGCCGACGAGCAGAUGGAGAACCAAGCGCAGUUCAGUGCCAUUAUGCAGGCGUUUGGCCAGUCCUUCCUGCAGCCUGACAUCCAUUUGUUUAAGCAGAACUUGUUCUACCUGGAGACUUUGAACACAAAACAGAAGCUGUACCAUAAGAAAAUCUUCCGAACGGCCAUGCUCUUUCAGUUUGUGAAUGUGCUGCUUCAGGUGCUGGUCCAUAAAUCGCACGACCUCCUGCAAGAGGAGAUUGGGAUUGCCAUCUACAACAUGGCCUCCGUGGACUUCGAUAGCUUCUAUUCAGUGUUUCUUCCAGAAUUCUUAGCCAGCUGUGACGGCGUCGACGCCAACCAGAAAAGCGUUCUUGGACGGAACUUCAAAAUGGACAGGGACCUGCCGUCCUUUACGCAGAACGUGCACAGGCUGGUCAACGACCUGCGCUACUACCGGCUCUGCAACGACAGCUUGCCUCCUGGGACUGUGAAGCUAUAGUUGGCGGCGCCGGACUCGGUUUGAAUCGCUGUGAAGAGCCAAGCAACCCCUUCUCCUUGCGUUGCCACCGCCUCCGCUCCCCAGUGCUGUCAAUCUCCGGUCGGGAGCGGGAGCGCCACCCCCUCCCCACAUUCCCUUCUCGGCUCAUAUCCCGAGUCGGCAGCUCUGAGACCUUCGGGGUGUCUUAAGUCCAAGCGCAGGCCCUCCAGUGCUCUGGUUGUUUCGUUCAUCUUAAUGCCGACAUGGCGACAACCGACCAGGUCUUGUGCAUCAAUCAUGAGGCAGAAACGCCAAAGACGUCUUCAAGAUAUUUCCACCUCCUCGUCAUUCCGCCUGCCUUUCUUUUCUCCCUGACCUUGCCAUUAAGGAGACGCAAACCCCACCACCAUCAUCCCCUUUGUUUUUAAAUUGCCUUGAAGUCUCCCUGCUUGUGGUGAGGACAGAGGGAGAGACCCACAGACUGACUUUUUAAAAAAAACAAACAGGAAAUGUUUUUGUUUUUCUCAUCAUUCCAUUGUGAUACUAAAAUGUGCUUAAUGGGAAUAAAGAAAAUGUGCUUUCUUUGUUUUAAAA